Planococcus citri (citrus mealybug) is the source of this 1976-nucleotide messenger RNA. RefSeq names its product UbiA prenyltransferase domain-containing heix (gene heix). Gene Ontology annotation, cellular component: Golgi membrane; endoplasmic reticulum. Lineage: Eukaryota; Metazoa; Arthropoda; Insecta; Hemiptera; Pseudococcidae. Gene Ontology annotation, molecular function: prenyltransferase activity. The coding region runs from base 268 to 1233 and encodes 321 amino acids. The record is from RefSeq and is a predicted model, not a curated record. Gene Ontology annotation, biological process: menaquinone biosynthetic process; vitamin K biosynthetic process. The transcript has 2 exons.
UUAUCGCCCUAUCGGAAAGAUUUUGGAGAAGGAAAACACGAAUACGAAAACAAAAAUCUGUCGUUUUGUCAAAAAAUCUCAUUAGAAAUGAAAUUUAUCCAACCAAAGAAUUUACUAAAAUUAAUCUACUUCGAAUGAGAACCCCUUCGACAGUUUAGUUCCAACGGAUUAGAAAUUUUACUGUUUCUUUCGAAGGUAUUCAUCAUGUUCUUCUAAUCAGCUCAAGACAGAUUUUUGAUCAUCCAUUGAUAAACAUCCUAAUGAAACAUGAAGAAUCUCGCCAGCGGGAAAUCUAAAGAAGAAAACGAAUCUAAAAGUCAACUACAACCGAUGAAGUUAUCUUCGUACCUGAUCGCUCUGCGACCGUGGUCGUGGAGUGUUUCGCUGAUACCGACGUUACUCGGAUGCACGAUAGCUUUUAAACUGAACCCGGAUAAAGAUUUCAGUUGGAUAAUCAUGAUAUUGACCGCAUUGACGGUAUUAUGCGUCCACGGAGCUGGUAAUCUGGUAAACACGUAUUACGAUUAUGUUCGCGGUAUCGACGGUAGAAACAGCGACGAUAGAACGCUGGUCGAUCAUAUACUUUCAGAAAAAGAAGUCGUUCCUUUGGGCGCGAUUCUCUACCUGGUCGGUUCCAUUACGUUUUUCUUGCUAGCCGCUCUGUCGCCGGCCAAAGUGGAACAUUUGGCCGGACCUUUCUUCUGCGGAUUAUCCAUAUCGUUCUUGUACACCGGAGGUUUCGGUCUCAAGUAUAUAGCCUUAGGAGAUUUGAUUUUCGUCAUCGUCUUCGGACCUGCUUCGGUCUUGUUCGCGUACGUCUCUCAGACUGGUAAAUUCAACUGGGAGCCGAUUUAUUACGCUUUACCGUUGGCUUUGAAUACCGAAGCUAUUCUACAUAGUAAUAAUACCAGAGAUUUAGAAAGCGAUAGUAAAGCUGGUAUCGUUACGUUAGCCAUUCUCAUCGGUAGAACUAUGUCGCACGUUUUGUACGCUUUUCUAUUAUUUACUCCUUAUAUCAUGUUCGUCGUAGCGUCCAUUAAAUGUUCAAAAACUUUCCUUCUGCCGUUGAUUACGCUAUCGUGGGCGUUCCAAAUCGAGAAACAUCUCCGAUCGACGGAUAGCAUGAAGAACGUACCUCGAGAAACGGCCAAAUUGAAUUUAUUUUUCGGCUUUUCUUAUAUUAUAGCUUUAUUACUCACUGAAACCAAUCGUCUUCCGUUCAUUUUACGAUAGCUCGAUGAACUAGCGGUCAUCGUAAUCGAACUUAUCAUCACCUGUAAUAAUUGUAAGUUUGUAAUUUUUCUUUCGUUUUUUUUUUUUGUACUGUACUGUGUACUUAACUUAUUUGGUAACCUGUUUUCGAUGUUUCUUGUACGUAAUUUACGUAAAUGUACUCGUAUAAUUGUACUUCAGUGAUAUUAAUUGGUGAUUAAUUAAUCAAAGUUUUUCUUCUUGUUUCCCUAUACCUUUUUUCCUAUUUCCCUGCCUUCGAAUUUUGCGUAUUUUAAAACGAUUAGGUUAUGUUGCGAAGGAUUACCUAUUUGAGAUUUGAUACGUAAUGCAUACGCGUUUUGUGCUAUAGUAAAUGUUGAGAGUUUUGCUCGAUUCGAUCGGUAUCGCUACGCUUAUAUAAUGUAAUGUUAUAAACGUGAUUUUGUAAAUCUCUCAGUAUCCAUUAGACGCCUAGAAUGUGAAUUUCAAUAUCAUAAUUUACCUACCGUUUACGAGAGAAUUAUAUUUUAAUGAAAUAUGUACAUGUACAAUUGGGUAUUUUAGAAUAUUUUUCCAACUCUUGAGGUGCAGGUGUAAUUUAUUACUGAACGCACUGAAUACUUGAGUAAGUGUUUUCAGUAUUUUGGCCCACUAUACAACCGGCAGAUUCUAUCUGUAAUGUAUUAAACCUUUUGUUUUUGUUGAUAAAUAGUAAUUUUUGAUUGUUUUCUUUUACAUCGAUUUUAUUAAAUAAUUUCAACGUU